Molecule: messenger RNA, 1730 nt
Organism: Anopheles merus
Lineage: Eukaryota; Metazoa; Arthropoda; Insecta; Diptera; Culicidae
Gene: Set
Product: protein SET
Exons: 2
Coding region: 412-1164 (250 amino acids)
Biological process (GO): nucleosome assembly
Cellular component (GO): nucleus; chromatin
Molecular function (GO): histone binding; chromatin binding
Source: RefSeq, a predicted model, not a curated record
GGAUUUGUACCGGUUUUUUUUUGCAAGCCGAAGUUGCGCAUCGGACGUCAUAUCGUGAAAAAGCACAAUUGUUAAAAGGCCACAAGCAAUACAAGUUUUUUCCAACCAUUUCUGAUUGCCGCGUUUGUCGUGCGGAAUAUAAUUUAUCAAAGUACAGUGGUAGAUUAGGUGCAAUCGGGAAAACAAUUGCCAUCGCUUUCCGUACAGCCCAACCAGCGCAGGUACCCUUGCUGCGUUCACCAAACGCCGGUGAGGCUGGCUACGCGCGCUAGUGUGUGUGUGUGUGGUUGUGUUGUGUUUGUGUGAGCGCGCGGUAAAGUGCUUCGCGCGAUUUGUUUUGCCCAAGAGCUUGUGGGCUGAAGAGCUAAGAAAAUCGGAACCCAGCAAUAGAGUGUAAUCCAACUUCCCACCAUGGCUUCCACGGCUAAGAAGGCAAAGAAAUCGGACGCGCUCGAGGAGGAACCGGAGGCGCUGGAAGCGGUCGAUACCUGCCAGAACGAGAUCGAUGCGCUGAACGAGCAGGCGAGUGAGGAGAUACUGAAGGUGGAGCAGAAGUACAACGAGCUGCGGAAGCCGUACUACCGGAAGCGGAACGAGUUUAUCAAGCGCAUUCCUUCCUUUUGGAUGACUGCGAUUAUGAACCAUCCACAAAUAUCGGGCAUCCUUGAGGAGGAGGAAGAGGACUGCCUUCAGUUUCUCGAGAAGCUCGAGGUGGAAGAGUUUGAGGACAUCAAGAGCGGAUAUCGGAUUCUGUUCCACUUUGAGGAAAAUCCAUUUUUCGAGAACACCGUGCUAACUAAAGAGUUUAAGCUCGGCUCGAAUGGAGAAAGUCCAUCCUCGACUAGCACACCGAUCAAAUGGAAGCCGGAUCACGAUCUCACGAAGGUGCUGCCAAAGAAGGUGGCCAACAAUCGUCGGAAGCGCGGCCUGGAGAACCGAACCUUCUUCGACUGGUUCACGGAUAAUAAUGAUCCCAUCAAUGACGACAUUGCCGAGCUGAUCAAGGACGAUCUGUGGCCGAACCCGUUGCAAUACUAUCUGGUACCGGACAUCGAGGUCGAACCGGAGGAUGACGAAGAUGGCGAUGGUGGGGAAGAGUUUGGUGAGGAGGGUGAUGAGGAGGAGGUAGACGAGGUAGAGGAUGAGGAGGAAAAGGCAUCCUAGGCAUUACGAGCUGACGAUGGGAAAUGAGCAUUAGGAAAGCCACCAGACGGUUCACAAAGGCCGAAAAUCUUACCUAACGAGUCAAGCAAAUGCCGAUCCUUCAAAAAGUAACUGCAAAUUAUUGUGUACCGGUACCAAAUCAAUGCAUUUUAUUUAUGUGACGGUGUAGAUUGCACCAAACGUAAACAGGGUUUUGUCACAAUAGCGGGAUGUGGCCGAUGGUAGCCCGCUCUUCGCAGCUGAAUUCCAAUAAUCCCUAAUCGUAACCAUUAUUUAUACCUAGUAUUACAAAACGGACACCGAGCAAGGUGAACACACACACACACUAUGGUCAGUAUAACGCAGACGUUCCAUUCGUUUCCAUGUUUGAGGUCGUCAUCUCUGGUCCUUAGGCACUUAGUAGUGGGAUUGGGUCGGUAGGAACAGCAUGGCAUAUCUCGAACAUGGAUCGGGCCACAAAACACGACGAAAUCAAGAGAAUUAUCUGUAAUUGGGAGGGAUUUUUCUCGUAGUAAAUUCCCUAUUAAAGUGCUAAAUAUACUGUCUUUGGUGGAUUAAAAAAAUCA